This is a messenger RNA of Synchiropus splendidus (mandarinfish), 4350 nucleotides long. RefSeq names its product immunoglobin superfamily, member 21a (gene igsf21a). The coding region runs from base 1393 to 2649 and encodes 418 amino acids. Lineage: Eukaryota; Metazoa; Chordata; Actinopteri; Syngnathiformes; Callionymidae. Gene Ontology annotation, biological process: heterophilic cell-cell adhesion; homophilic cell-cell adhesion. Gene Ontology annotation, cellular component: adherens junction. The record is from RefSeq and is a predicted model, not a curated record. The transcript has 9 exons.
AAGCAAGUUGGGUCAAAUAUUCUUAAAGAUAUGUCUGGAAAUUCUCAAAUUGAAAUCAUACGAACAACGUUGUGAUAAAUUCGGAAUAAAUAAAAAUCUAAAUGAAAAUAAAUCAUGAUGUUCUUUUGCCAUAUUGCUCACCCCUAUCUACAUUUUCUGCAAUUUGUUCCUGGAUAUAAAGUGGCAAAAUCACAGAGUGUCAGUAGCUGAGGCGGUGAAAGUCAGGGCUUUCCAGCUCUUUAAUUUGUCACACAUGGAUGUGCUGCAUGCAGAGGUAUAAAAUCACAGGUAAAGAGACUGUACCAUUGAUACCGCCCACACAGAUCUACACAGCUACUGUAGAUCAGCAAAACGCAAACCACUCAAGGAUCCACAGCUCAGCAGCUGGACUCUCCACGCCUCAAACUCACACAGAUAAUGUGGUAUUUUGGCCACUUUUUGCAACACUUUAUUGUGUCUCUUCUGAGACGUGUCACCCUCUUGCUUCAUGAAUGCAGUGACAAAUAAUGUAAUCGCUUUUCAUUUGAUGCAACCUGACCUCUGAUGGUGUUUUGCUUUGACUCUAGGACUUCAGGUCAUGACCAAGUCAGUCGUUCUCCUUUCAGGUUUAUAACCUUCUUCAGCCUCUUUCCGUAACUGACUCAUACGCCAACAUAUAUGUGACUUCUUUUUUUCUAUGUGAUCAGCCAACUAUUGUACAGUUACUUGUGGACAUGCCCUUUCUGAUGUGUGAACUCACUGACAACGGUAAUAUAUUCUUGGGGAGUCCUCAACUGGUUUGACUUGAGAGGCAGUAAGGUGGACAUAAUAAAUGACUGGACCUCUGGCAAAUCUAGUGGCUAGCCAUCGAUUGUUAGUGCAGUAAUCCACACAUCUUUUCAAUGACAUCUUUCUUGGUCCUCCAUUAUAGGCUGCCUUGAAAGGCAGAGUCCUUCAGGUUGACUUCAGGUUGACAAAAACAUGUAAAAAUUCUGGGAGGUUUUUCUUUCCUAUGCUGUUAAAACGCUGGGUAUAACUCAGGAACUUUUAAUAACAAAUGCACACGGUCAAAAGUGACUUGGUUCAGUGCUGCUGUCAAGACCUAUUUAUGUUCAAUGUUGUGCUGAUCCAGAUAUGGACAGAGCCUUCUGUCCGUGCUCUGCAUUCAUUUCUGCGCGUUUCCACAAAGCUUACGGACCAAAGGGAGCAGUACCACUGGAAACCAUGGGGGGCAGUGUUGCUCUUACUACCCGAUACGCAGUUCAAAUGACACAUGAAGAAGACAUAACAAUGGUGCAAAUUCUCCGUCCUAGUGGUCCAGGUGGAUAUAUUGGAGAACAGCAAUACCAACAUGAAGAAGGCAUGAAAGCAUGUGAGCAGUGACGGUAACAUUGUUGGAAAUGGACUGGUUCAAUGUUUAAGGUCACAGAUGGCGGGACAAUCAAGCAAAAAAUAUUUACCUACGAUGCCAUGUUUAAUACCAAUUACUCACACAUGGAGGAUUAUCGCAGACGUGAGGAUCUCGUAUACCAGUCAACCGUCAGGCUCCCAGAGGUUCGGAUUUCAGACAACGGGCCGUAUGAAUGCCAUGUGGGGAUCUAUGACCGGGCAACAAGAGAGAAAGUGGUCCUGGCUUCAGGGAAUGUCUAUCUUACGGUCAUGUCGCCUCCGAACAACAUAUCCGUAGUGGCGGAAAACACUCCGGCUCCAUUCAGCCGAUACCAAGCUCAGAAUUUCACCCUUCUCUGCACUGCGAAAGGAGGAAAACCAGCCCCAUCGGUCUAUUUCAAGCGUGACGGAGAGCUCAUCGAGGUGAUUUCUUACACCCUACCCUCCACCAGUGAGCAAGGUGGAGGCUCUGCCGGAGUGAGGGGAGCCCGGCCACUCAUCAGCCGGGACCUGGACGACACCAAGCUGCAGCGCUCCCUCUCCCUGCUUGACCCUGAAGGACGUUCGUCGCGUCUCUACACAGAGCCUCCGAAGCGUAGCCACACUCAGGGCCAGCAACCUUCUGAGCCAAGUCCCGCCACAGAGGUCAUCCCGGAGACGGUGGUCAGCCGGGAGUUCCCUCGCUGGGUGCACAGCACAGACCCACUCUACUACUUUAGCCACACUCAAUUCCCUCAAAGUGACGGAUCUGUGGUGGUGCAGGCCCGACUCACUUGGACCCUCAACCCCCAGCUGGAUAAUGAUGCCUUGUUUAGCUGUGAGGUCAAACACCCGGCGUUGUCCAUGCCCAUGCAGACUGAGGUCACUCUUGCGGCUCCCAAGGGUCCUAAACUCAUGAUGUCCCCAUCUCGGGCAAAGGUAGGGGACACUGUGCGCAUCACAGUGCAAGGAUUCCAGGUAGGAUCUCCUGGGAACGAGGUGUUUCCUGAGCCUCUCUUCACCUGGACGCGAGUCGGCGGUCGCCUGCUGGACGGCAGCACAGAGCGGGAGGGGAAGGAGCUGAUCCUAGAGCGGGUUCCAGCUGAGCUCAACGGCUCCAUGUACCGCUGCACAGCCCAGAAUCCGCUGGGUUCUACAGACACACACACUCGCCUCAUAGUCUUUGAAAACCCGAGCAUGAUGAAAAACACACAGAAUCCAAACAACGGCGCCGCAAACAUGCACAUGCUGGGACUAACGUGGCUGACACUCGUCCUCACACUGACGGCGGAGCUGACGUGAAACCUCGAAUCCAGGACAUUGUUAUUCCCACAGACCUGCUGCCUGACAUCCAAUAGACGCGGACUCACACAUUGAUAUCUUGAUCCUUACAAGCCUUCUCUGGGGCAUUGACAGAACAUCCAUGUCAUCGGGACACUGAGUUACCGAAGGGAGCGGUAUUUGCUACCAUGACAAUAACCUGAAAAAAAAAAAAAAAACGGGAAAAAAUAAAAAAAGAUGACAAUGCCUCCUGCUGUACAGCCCCCUCCCAGUUACACCUAAUUUUUCUGUGUCUCUGUUGUCCCACAUUUGCCUGUUGAUCAAUAAAAAUAGUUGAUUUUAAACAGUAAAAAAAAAAAACAUUUUGGAUUUUUCUUUUGAGGACGGAGGAAUUCAAAGAAGGAACUGACCACUCCUCAAACGUUAUGGGAAUGACUGGCACAGACUUUCAAGCUCCCAGAGAACCUUUUUUUUUUUUUUUUCCAUAUUGAUUUCUUUUCCUUUUAAUGGCUUGGAAUGUACAAGAGAAUUAUUUUAGUCCGUCAAGUAACUAGACAAGAAAAAUGAUCCUUUUUUUGUGUAUUUUGUGUACAUCUCUGUAAAUACUGAAAAUAAUUAAAGAGGUUAUAUGGGCGAGGGAAGAAGGUGGUGGAGUUUCAGGUUCACUUUUGUUUCAUGCAACACUUGUCCCAACUAUGACUACGAAUCAUCCUUAUCUUUUAUUUUUUAUUUUGCUUUAUUUGGCAUCUGUCUUUUUAUAUUCCCAUGGCAGAAUAAUGUCAACAUGUGUCUGCUUGGUUUUUAGGGUUGUGGUGCAUGUGACAUUAAAAGUCCACCCCCUGCAACCUCCCCUUAUUUGAGCUGACUGCACAGCACCUCACAUCUAACAGACUGAUGUCUUCAUGUGACAUUCUGUCUCACUGAUCUCCAUCCUAUACAACCCUGUGGCCAGGACUGACGCUGUUCUUGUAGGAUCAUUGGAGCCACCAUUCCUGGGAGGAGCUCACCUGAAGUGUGCGCGUGUGUGUGUGUGUGUGUGCGUGUGCGUGUGUAGACAGGGUUGUUGUAUUUGUUUCAUCUCACCUGUAUUAAAAUGGAUCGAUGAUUAAACAUAUGUCUUGACUUUAAUUGUAUCCCGAUACAGUUAAAAGAAAAACAGUUCUCACCAGCGCCCUUGAUGUAACUAUUCCAAACAUUUAUCUACUUUUCUUUAAUAUUGUUUAGAAAAAUUUUCGAAACAAUUUCACGAUAAAAACUGACAUAGUUGCUAUUGCUCAUCAAAGUUAAAAAAUCUAAAUCUGUCUUUCCUCUGUUACAUUUUAAAUUGGCACCAAGGGCGCCUCCUCCUCACAAGGAUAUUCUCUGUGUUUGAAGAUAUGACUUUUUUUAUGGCUAUAUUUAUUGUAGUUUUCUUUGAUGUUUUGGUUUUGGAAUUUUUAUGGAAACGUUGGUGGGUUGAAUUUCAGUUUCCAGACACAUUUUCUGCCUGUGGUUUUUCCGUCAGUACCAGAGAAAAUCAUUGAAAAUGUGUGUAAUGCUUAGAAAUUGUUUAUUUUGUUCAAUCAUAAAUGUGCAGUUAAAGCUUCCCAGAUCAGAGAUGGCUUUUUGAUACCUCAAUAUAUGGCAGUUUCUGUGGUGAAAUAGAGGGGGAUGCUCUUAUUUUUAGCAAUUUCGUUUCACUUUUUUUGUGUUUUUUUAAACCUAAAAAAUGAAUAGAGAUAU